ACAACUGGCAUUUCUUUGCUUUAAUGAUGUGCUGGGCUGGCUGCUGCUGCCGCCGCCGCUGCUUUCGCGGGCAGGAUGAGUAAUUGAGAGCAGCAGUUUGCCUUUGCAGGCGCUCACUCUCUCCUCUUAAAGGCGCAGGCGGAGCAGCGGGACAGCAAGGGGGGUGCAUUGCGAGCUUGUAUUUUUUCAUUGGAUGUCAGGAUAGAGAGGUAACAUGUGAAACAAUCAGUUGAACAUUUUAAAAACGCCAUUUUGCGGGUUUAUUUGCUUUCCUGGUGUUCCCUCGGCCCUCCUCCUUUUAUAACGCUCCAAAGAAGUGAUUGGGCGCAAUGGCCUCCAAGCUUCUGCGAGCUGUUGUCUUGGGUCCCCCGGGCUCCGGCAAAGGAACCGUGUGCGAGAGGAUCGCCAAGAGCUUUGGCCUCCAUCAUCUUUCCAGUGGGCAGUUUUUAAGGGAGAACAUCAGAGCAAACAGUGAUGUUGGCAUACUAGCAAAGCAGUAUCUUGAGAAAGGCCUUUUGGUGCCAGAUCAUGUAUUCACACGAGUAAUGAUAACAGAACUGGAAAAAAUGCAGACCCAGCCUUGGUUACUUGAUGGUUUUCCAAGGACACUGGGUCAAGCUGAAGCACUUGACACAAUAUGUGAACUGGAUCUAGUGAUAAGCUUGAACAUCCCGUUUGAGUCCCUAAAAGACCGCCUAAGUGCUCGUUGGAUUCAUCCAGCGAGUGGGAGAGUCUAUAAUAUGGAAUUCAACCCACCACAAGUACAUGGGGUUGAUGACGUUACUGGUGAGCCAUUAAUCCAACGGGAAGAUGAUAAACCUGAAGCUGUUGCUGCUAGGCUUAGAAAAUACAAAGAUGCUGCAAAGCCUGUAAUGGAAUUGUACAAAAACAGAGGAAUCCUACACUCAUUCUCUGGGACAGAGACCAACAAAAUAUGGCCUUAUGUGUAUUCUCUGGUGUCCAGCAAAAUUCCUCCACUCCAGGCCAAAGAAGCAAACUAAGCAUUUCCAAAACAAGCAAGAGUUAAUAUAACCAGAGUUGAUUUUCUAUUAAGUUUGUGGUGUCCUUUAUCUGUGCUUUGCCUUUAUAUAUAUAGAAAGCAGCUGUCUCCCUGGUUUUAUUGGAGAAUAGCUGCAGAAAUAUAGUGAUAGCUAAGAACAUCUCUGAAAAUGCUAUAUGGAAUCCUAGUCCUCAGCAUAUUAAGUAUUUGUGCAUGGACUUCCAGGGAAUCCUAAAUUGUUAUGCAGAGACAGAUAUACCUUAGGAGGCUUACAGAGCCUGUUGUCUGUUCCAUCUAGCCACAGCUAGUUCUUCUGCAUAUUCAGUGUGUCAUUUCAUGAAUGUUUGGAAUUGUUUUCCUUGAUCUAACACUCCACAGCAAUUUAAAAACAAACACUUCUCUAAAUGUACCUGCAGCGCAAGAAGCACUGUGGAGCAUAUAUGCAUUAUAUAGCUCAAAUAACAAAAAAUGUGUUCGAGUAUCAAUUCAUGGGGAAUGGAAAUUAUGGUUGUUUUUAAACAUGUUGGUUUGCGGAAAAUACCAACAUUUAAGAAUAUAUAUAAUAAAAAUGCUGCUCUAAUGUUUAUGGAACUAGUUUGUAAUUCAGUGGUGUGGAUUUAGGGCAUCCUGUAUACUAGGAUAUAAAGGUGGCCUAUUUUUUUAUCAAGAAAAGUUGCACAACUUGGAUAGUAUUAUUAUAGCCUUAAUAUUAUACAGUGUUACAGCCUGUUACUAACUGCCAAUGAGCUUCUGCUCUCUUUUUAUCACAUUUAAAAUUGUCCCAAAUUAUCUCCCAGACAAGUGAUCGUAUGAUUUAGCAUAAUGACCUGUCCAGAUGAUCACUAUUAUAUUGAGCUGCUUCACAAGUCACUUGUUUGCAAGUCACAUUAAGUCAUAGUUUAACCACUGAAAUGGCAUGCACUUUUGCUGCUGGUUUUGUCCAAACCAGAGACUUCUUGUUUCCUCCCAUAAACAAAUCACAACCAUAAACCUAGGUUCAGAUGUAAUGGCAAGCCAGAUCAUUGCUUGUUUCCUGGGCAGUGGCAAAAGCAGGGGAAGAGUGAAAUGCCUGCAAUUUUGGCAGUAUGCACUAGCAUGCUGUGUGUUCACAUUAAAUGUUUAAGCCAUUUAGUUUAACUGUGGUUUAUUGUGACAUGUGAACCGGGACAGUAAGCAACAAAUUUUCAUGACCACACAGUCUAGGAAAAAUGCUGUCACAAAUAUGGAAACUGUUGUCAAUAUAGAUCAAUGGUUUGAUUAUUAGACUUGUUCAUAUAAGGACAAUCAGUUGCGAAGGUUCACAUAUGCAAAAGGAAAAAAAGUUAUGUACUGGACCAAAGACUUAAGCUAUGUACACUUUAGCCGUGUUAAAACACAGUGAGGUUGUUCUCUCCCACUGCAUUUGAAGUUGCAUUUGCAUGUUGCUGUACACACUAGAAAGGGGACAGGAAUAUCCUACCCAAUGCACAUUUCCUGUUUAGUUUUCCCAUGCCUGCAACCCCCCUACCCAGCUCCUAUUUAUGAAGUGGUCAUUGUGCGUGCAUGGUCAUUAUGCACGUGCAGUGGCGAUCUCAAACAUACACAGCUUAGCUUAAUUGCAUAGUGGAUGUGAGUGGAAUUUUCAAAUUGGAUGGAAGCUGGUUUGAAGGGAACACAUCAAACAGCUGUAUUUCUCAAGAAACUACAGGAUAGGUGUGAAUUGUGGCCAAUGACACAUAUGCAUGGCUUCAAACCCAGUUGGUGGGAGCAAACCAGAGCCAGAUUCAAUGGUAAUGUAUACAUAGCUUUACUUCAGUUGGUCUCUCUGUGUGUUUUAACCACCUGUCUUUAACUGAAGUCAUUUCUUUCCUGUGUGAGUUUGGCCUGUUUUGAACCAAUUUUCCCUUUCCUCUAAGUGGUCUGUCUUUGUCCACAUAACUCUUAAGAUCUCAUCUAUUAGUUCCAAUGUACUUUUCUCUGAAUGCUUCUUUGCAUCAUUCACUAGAAUCUGAAUGAAAAUGAAGGUAAGUAAGCACUCAGAUCUGAAUAGAAGCAAAAUGGUCUACUAUGCAUGUAUUCCUUGAUAGCUGGCCAUUUGGAAUGUUGCUCUUGAAAUUUGUUGCUAAGUGUGCUAAGUUGACUUGAACACUGAGCAGAUUGCUACCAAAUAAUUUUAGACCAAAAGCUGAACAGAAACACUUGAUUUUUCAGAGCAAUUGUUUCAAAACUUUCUUUCCUCAAAGAACCAGUUUCUGCAUGGCUGUUACUUCUAAAGAAUUCCAGGAUUCCCUGAACAUAAUGUAGGAUUCUAGGUUAUAUUUUAGCUUAUGAUUUGGCUCUUGCAGUACAUGCAUGGGCCAGCCAUAAUUCACGGUUCUUGGUGUUGAUGCAUGCAAAAUGGAGAUGGUACCCUAGAAUAUCUCCAACACACUCCCUCAGAGAGCACAUUUAAUCAGAUCAGUAGUGAUGGGAAUGCUGGUCUGCCAUUAUAGAUCUCCUCACUGUAGAACCUGUAGCAAGGAAUGCCAGAGUUUUCCAGACCAGUCUUAAAACUACUGUUGCAGAUCAAUCAAAUCAAAUCAAAUGUGCUUUAACUUUUCUCUUCACUUUCUUGCAUGUUGGAUUUGAUCCAGAGCAAAGUAAGUUGCACUUAUACCUGUUGAAUUCAGUGUGAUAUGUAGUGAUGAGUAACUUGUAUCCCACUGAAAUCAAUAGGAUGUAAGUGCAACUUAACUUGUUUGUUUCCACUUUUCUAUUUCCUUUCCUGUAGUACAGGCAUAGCCAAUGUGGUGCCCGCCAGAGACUCCAACUCCCAUCAACCCUCACCAUCGACAAUGCUCUCUGGGGCUGAUGGGAGUUGUAGCUAAACAUCUGGAGGGCACCAUGUUGGAUACCCCUGCUGUAGUAUAUGAAAUAGCCAAAGGCUGUUGGUUAAAGGGUGUGUGUGUGUCCUAUUAAUGCGAGGAGCACAAAAAUGUAGGCUGCUGUCCAUGGAGAAAGAGUGUGAUAGUUUUCCGUGAACAGAUUGUUUUCAUGCUACACAGCACUGAAGUAAAGCAGACUUCCUUUUGUACCACAUGGCAAAGAAAUAUGAUUUGUUCGUUCAUGGGCAGAUCAGCAGUGGUCUCAACCAUGCCCUGUCUUUCCUGCUCCUGAGCUUAAUCUCCAGUCAGCAGCACCGGCUGUGGUUGAACUUUCCCCUCUGCACUCUCCCCAUGCCUUGUUCAGCUGGUCAGAGAUUAUAGCUCAGGAGUGGGGGAAACACUGCUGGGGAGAGGCCAGUAGACCAGACUGGGAAGUCCUGCAGGUCUUACCCAUCUCCACCCC
Podarcis muralis (Common wall lizard) is the source of this 4306-nucleotide messenger RNA. It is a transcript of the gene AK4, whose product is annotated as adenylate kinase 4. Gene Ontology annotation, biological process: nucleobase-containing compound metabolic process. Gene Ontology annotation, cellular component: mitochondrion. The record is from RefSeq and is a predicted model, not a curated record. NCBI's taxonomy places the organism in Eukaryota, Metazoa, Chordata, Lepidosauria, Squamata, Lacertidae. Gene Ontology annotation, molecular function: AMP kinase activity; ATP binding.